CUUCCUAUGGGACGUCAGUGCGUCAAUCAUUACCGCAGACUGAGGCGGCACUGUGUGUUUUCUCACGAAGAACUUAUCUUCAAAAUGGCGGCGGACCCGGAGUGCUUGGAUGUGGGGUUGGCAGCUUCGGUGUGUAAAGAGAUGACGGUAAUGAUCGAGGAGGAGAGCAGGAUACGGGAGAACGCAGUGCAGAUGGGGAUUCAGCAGUCAGAAGAGGAAGUCUUUGAGCUGGUCCCAGAUGAUGAGAGACAGUGCGCCUCCUGCAGGACAACCUGCUUCCUCUCCGCUCUCACCUGUAGUUGUAACUCUGAUCGACUUGUGUGUCUGCACCAUGUAGACGAGCUGUGUGCGUGUCCUGUACAGAACAAGUGUCUAAGGUACCGAUACUCCCUUGAAGAUUUCCCGGCCCUGCUGUACGGAGUGAAGUUACGCGCCCAAUCCUACGAUACGUGGGUCAGUCGAGUAACAGAAGCCCUGACAGCCAGCCUGAACCACAAAAAAGACAUCAUUGAGCUGAAGGUGAUGUUGGAGGAUGCAGAGGACAGGAAGUUCCCGGAGAACGAACUUUACCGUAAGCUGAGAGACUCCAUAAAGGAGGCGGAGACCUGCGCGUCGGUAGCUCAGCUUCUUCUUGCCAAGAAGCAGAAACACAGUAAGCUGAGCCAAGACUCUGGGAAGACUCGCACUAAGCUCACUAUGGAAGAACUCAAAGCCUUCGUCCAGCAGCUGUUCAGCCUGCCCUGCAUCAUCACACAGGCCCGGCAGGUUAAGAAUCUGCUGGAUGACGUGGAGGAGUUUCAUGAGCGUGCACAGGAGGCAAUGUCUGAUGAGAUUCCAGACUCCGGUAAGCUCCAAGCUCUUAUAGAUAUGGGAUCCAACCUGUACGUGGAGCUCCCCGAGUUACCUCGAUUGAAACAAGAGCUGCUGCAGGCGCGGUGGCUGGACGAGGUGCGCCAGACGCUUUCUGACCCCCAUAAGGUCACCUUGGACGUGAUGAAGAAGUUGAUAGAUUCGGGUGUGGGCCUGGCUCCCCAUCAUGCCGUAGAGAAAGCAAUGGCUGAUCUGCAGGAACUGCUGACGGUGUCCGAGAGGUGGGAAGAGAAAGCCAAAGUCUGUCUGCAAGCCAGGCCGCAGCACAGUGUGCCCAGUCUUGAAAGCAUCCUGGCGGAGGCGAAGAACAUCCAGGCGUAUCUGCCCAACGUGUUGGCGCUGAAGGAAGCUCUGCAGAGAGCCAAGGACUGGACCGCAAAAGUUGAAGCCAUUCAGAAUGGCAGUCACUAUGCAUACCUGGAGCACCUGGAGUGCUUGCUGAGCAAGGGCCGACCGAUCCCAGUGCGACUAGACGCCCUCCCGCAGCUGGAGUCUCAGGUAGCGGCGGCACGAGCCUGGAGGGAGCGCACCGGCAGGACUUUCCUAAAGAAGAACUCCAGCUACACGUUACUACAGGUGCUCAGCCCACGUAGUGAUAUCGGGGUUUAUGGGAGCGGCCGUAAUAAGAGGAAGAAAGCGAAGGAGCUGCUGGAGGAGAAAGACCUGGAUCUGGACUCUAUGAGCGAACUAGAAGAGUCACAGGAGGAGCCGCGGGACACCGCCUCCGUGGUUGCAUUAUUUAAGGAUUUGGAGCACAAAGAGGUGGAUUCGAUGCGUUCACUGCGGUCAGCCAAUCUGGCCAAGAUGGCGAUGGUGGAUCGCAUUGAGGAAGUUCGGUUCUGUAUCUGCCGCAAAGCUGCCAGCGGCUUUAUGUUACAGUGUGAGCUUUGUAAGGACUGGUUCCACAGUACGUGCGUGCCCCUGCCCAAAACCAGCAACCAGAAAAAGGGCACAAGUUGGCAGUCAAAGGACGUGAAGUUCCUGUGCACACAGUGCAUGCGAUCCCGGCGGCCGCGGCUGGAGACUAUCCUCUCCCUGCUGGUGUCUCUGCAGAAACUACCGGUGCGGCUGCCCGAGGGCGAAGCUUUACAGUGCUUGACGGAGCGGGCAAUGAGCUGGCAGGACCGGGCACGGCAGGCGCUGGCCACGGAAGAACUGUCCUGUGCCCUGGCCAAGCUCUCUGUGCUGAGUCAGCGUAUGGUGGAGCAAGCUGCACGGGAGAAGACGGAGAAGAUCAUCAGUGCGGAACUACAGAAAGCGGCAGCGAACCCUGACCUGCAGGGUCAUCUGCCCAUAUUCCAGCAGGGUUCCUUCAGUCGGGGGAUAUCCAGUGUGGCCUCUUCUCCACAGCCACCUCUAGACUAUUACGAUGAGGAGACCGACUCCGAUGAGGAUAUCCGAGAGACUUACGGUUAUGAUGUCAAGGAUACCGGUAGCAUCAAGUCCUGCAGCAGCUUAGAACCCAACCUGUUCUGUGACGAGGAGAUACCCAUCAAGUCAGAGGAAGUUGUCAGUCACAUGUGGACCACUCCGUCCUUCUGUGCGGAACACGCGUACUCCUCCGCCUCCAAGAGCUGCGUGCAACCUUCAAACACUCCCCGAAAGCAACCACGGAAGACCCCUCUGGUGCCUCGCAGCCUGGAGCCCCCCGUUCUGGAGUUAUCCCAUGGAGCGAAGUGCCAGCUGGAGGAGCUGAUGAUGUUAGGGGACCUGUUAGAAGUCUCUCUGGAUGAGACACAACACAUUUGGCGGAUACUGCAGGCAACACAUCCCCCGUCGGAGGAGCGGUUCCUGCAUGUCAUGGAGGAUGACAGCCUGGAUGAGAAGCCCCUCAGACUGAAAAGUAGGGAUUCUUCCGACAAGAAACGCAAGCGGAAAUUGGAGCGAGCGGAACAGUUCCUGGGCGAGGGAAAGCAAAGGUCCAAGGACCUGAAGAAACUGGACAAGACCAAAAAGAAGAAGCUCAAGCUGGGACACGACAAGGCCAAGGAGCUCAGUAAAUUGGCCAAGAGGCUAGCCAAAGAGGAGGAGCGCAAGAGGAAGAAGGAGAAGGCGGCAGCCGCCAAGGUGGAGCUCACCAAAGAGCUGAUCGAGAAGAAACGGGAGAAGAAGGUGCUGGACAUCCCAUCUAAGUAUGACUGGUCCGGGGCCGAGGAUUCCGACGAUGAGAACGCCAUAUGUGCGGCCCAGAACUGCCAGCGGCCCUGCAAGGACAAGGUGGACUGGGUGCAGUGUGACGGCGGCUGUGACGAGUGGUUCCAUCAGGUCUGUGUCGGCGUCUCCUCCGAAAUGGCGGAGAACGAGGAUUACAUCUGCACGAACUGUAACCAAAAGCGAGUCCCGGGCCCCUGCCUGCCCUGCCCCCCCUGCCCGCCCACCUUGACUUUCACCCCUGGUUUCCCGUUGCCCACCAUCGAGGUGAAGCAGGAGGUCAGCUAGCAGAGUGGAUUUAUUUUAUUUCCUUUUUAUUUUGUUUCCCCUCCAUAGACUGGUUAACCCUUUCCUGCAGAGCCGUCUGUUGUUAGGUAGCGCCCUCGGCCUCGCACAGCGCCCCCCGGCCCCCCGAUCAUUGGACUGCAGCUCUGUGGGGAAGAUAAAACUGUUCUCCCCCCUCCGGUACCUACAUGAUCCCACCCAUCCACUUUUACCUAAUGGAAGCCAGAAUGCUGCAGGAUGCGCACACACGAUGGCUGCGGGGGGCGUGGCGGUCAUCCUCACGGGUGAAGUAUGAAUGCCGAGGGUCCCAGGAGCCACGUGGAGGGGGGAUAUGACUUUGGCCGCUCCCGGUGUGGGUGAUGGGUGUCGCGUUUUUAGAAAAUCCCCCGGGGAAGGUCGGAGCCGUCUUCCCUUUCUUCUUUCUGUGACUACUGACUGUUGUAUAAAUAGUUUUCUCUCCUA
Hyla sarda is the source of this 3768-nucleotide messenger RNA. RefSeq names its product lysine demethylase 5A (gene KDM5A). Gene Ontology annotation, cellular component: nucleus. The record is from RefSeq and is a predicted model, not a curated record. Gene Ontology annotation, biological process: chromatin remodeling. Gene Ontology annotation, molecular function: DNA binding; histone demethylase activity. NCBI's taxonomy places the organism in Eukaryota, Metazoa, Chordata, Amphibia, Anura, Hylidae.